UUUGAAGAUAUUCUUGCACACCAAGGAAUGGUAGUAAGAUUUUUAUGUCACCUAAUCUAAAAUAGUCCUUAUCCACCAUCAUUAGCACCAUUUUAAGGCUAAUAUAAUAUGCCUUAACUUCCCAAGAUUUAUACAGCUGCUGUCUGAUUCUACUGAGCAACACCAAACCAUGAAACCCCAACAAGAAAAUAGGCUCUGUGAUUACUGUAAUGAAUCUACAGCUCUUCUUUAUUGCAGAGCUGAUUCUGCUAAGCUUUGUAUAUCAUGUGACCGUGAGGUUCACUCAACCAAUCAGCUUUUUUCUAAGCAUACUCGAUCAUUGUUGUGUGAUGUGUGUGAUGCUUCCCCUGCUUCGAUUUUUUGUGAAACGGAGAGGUCUGUUUUCUGCCAGAAUUGUGACUGGGAAAGCCACAGUCUUUCCUCAUCUUGUGUGCAUAAUCGGAGGCCCAUUGAAGGGUUUAAUGGGUUCCCUUCUGUGAGUGAUUUUGUUGGUAUUUUGGGGUUUGAAGAUCUGGGUGGUAAGAAAGAUAAGAAAGAUUUGUUUUUUGGUGAUGAGAGUAAUGAGUUGGUGAGUUCUGGAUUUGAUGGGUCGGGUUUAGAAGAUGGGUAUUUGGAUUUAUCUUUCUGGGAAACUCCUGCUGUUGGUAGCAUUGAUGAUUUGAUAGUUUCUGGGGACUCUGGCUCUAAUCUUCAGGCUUUAGGUGUCCCUCCUCUGCCUAAGAAUCGUAAUGCGGUUUGUGGGAAACAUAAGGAAGAAGUACUCCGUCAGCUUCGUGAGUUAGCUGGGUUGGAACCUGAUACUAACUGUGAAAAUGUAGACAAGGAGCUUAUUAAUGUGUCGCGGUCAUCUGCUGGAGAAAAUGUGCAAACAAGGGAUUUAUGUACAGGCUGUGAACCUGAUGCACGACAAGUCCCAUUGGAUUCUUUUGAGGAAAAUAUAUUUAGUUGGUUGAGUGAUACUGCUGAGGCUGGGGAUCAAAAGUAUCUUCCUUCGACAUUAAGGAGAAGCAACUUGGAAGAAGGUCCUGUUGUUCCUGACAAGCAGUCCAACAUUGAUGGUAGUGUAAGUUAUGCCAAUGGCAGUCAUGAAGGUGAAACACAGUAUCCUGUCCCUACUGGAAUGCUAACAGCUGGCCCAAAAGUUAAAUUGCAUGAGAUAAACAGCCAGGAAAGGGACUCUGCACUCUCACGGUACAAAGAGAAAAAGAAAACACGAAGGUACGAUAAGCACGUUAGAUAUGAAACAAGGAAGGCCCGUGCGGAAAGCAGAACAAGAAUUAAGGGACGCUUUGCAAAGAUAGAACGCUGAAGUAACGCUGUAGAAACUUGAAUCUGCAGAUAUCUCAAUUUUGGGGGGUUUAAAACAGUAAAAAGAAACAGCGCAGAAGCUGCUGGACAAAAUGCUAGGAUGGAUAGCUGAGAUUAUGUUAGGCAGCUAUGAAACUAUAAGAUUAUUAGCUUAUUACUUAUUGUACAAAAAUGUUGAUUAUGUUGAACAUUGCGAGUCAACGUGUGUGUAGAGCAUAUAAUUGCAAAUGUGAGAGAUUGGGGUUCCGAUGCUGAGCCUACUCGAGACUAUUGGGUAGUAACCGUAGCAUGAUCCGCCGUGUAAUUUUCAGGAAGUUGGAAAAUGUGAUGUAGUUCUUCCCUUGCAUCAGAAAAUUAUGACUCGAUGUGUGAAAAGAAUAUAGACUAUAAUUGCAUUUAAUGAGAAACAUAAAAAUUGUUCAA
Molecule: messenger RNA, 1731 nt
Organism: Mercurialis annua (annual mercury)
Lineage: Eukaryota; Viridiplantae; Streptophyta; Magnoliopsida; Malpighiales; Euphorbiaceae
Product: zinc finger protein CONSTANS-LIKE 13
Exons: 5
Coding region: 170-1309 (379 amino acids)
Molecular function (GO): protein binding; zinc ion binding
Source: RefSeq, a predicted model, not a curated record